GAGAGCAGAGCAAGAGAGAGAGGGAGCGUUGAGUGAGAGAUGAAAAGCAUGCUAAGCGAGAGAGAAGCACUCACACUGAAGGAGGCAGAGGCAACAGCUACAGCAACAGCACGCUCCUUUCCCAUCCUCCCUUUCCUCUCUCAUAAUCCCACAUCCACGCCGGGGGAAAUGGAGGGCACCCUGACCUGCUGAGGAGCACUGUUUAAAGAAGAGGGAAAUCUCACAUGACCCCCCCCCCCACCUGUGAGUGCCUGGAUCAUAUUUUUGGGACAAUAACCAACGAGGAGUGAAACGGGGGUGUGUACACAAACGAGCCUGCCGGCAGGAGGGAGGAAGGGAGGGAGGGAAGUAGGAGAGAAAAGAGGGGGAUGAGUGGCAGGUUUGGUACAGCUGCUGAUGCCAGGGUCUGCGAGUGAGACAGAGACAGACUGAGGAGUGGAGGGCGGCACGUGUGGAGCAGUAUCAACUUGUGGGCCAAGAGGAGAGGAAAAAAGAUUCACAUACGCACACAGCUGGACAGAUGAGGAGACAUCAGGGACCACGCUUCAGUCCUGGGUGUAUAGUGUACUGACCCUGCCUGUGACAGGCGAGGAGUCAGAGGGCCAGGGCCAUGAUUGGCUCUCCUGGCUCUGGUGGGCGUGCCUUAGUGCCAUGGCCAAGGAUGUGGCGAUGGUUCCUGGCUGCUUCUCUGGUUGCCGUGAUAACCUUGACGCUGCCAGGAAGUGGCCAGGCCUGUCCGCCACGGUGCGAGUGCUCGGCUCAGCUGAGGUCGGUGUCGUGCCAGCGGCGGCGCCUCAUCAACAUCCCAGAGGGCAUCCCCACCGAGACACAACUCCUGGACCUCAGCAAGAACCGGCUCCGCUGGGUGCAAGCAGGGGACCUGGCACCGUACCCGCGGCUGGAGGAGGUGGACCUCAGUGAGAACCUUAUCGCCACAUUAGAGCCCAAUGCCUUCGCCACCCUCCAGAGUCUUAAAGUGUUGAAGUUAAGGGGAAACCAGCUGAAGUUAGUGCCCCUGGGGGCUUUCGCCAAGCUGGGCAAUCUGACCAGCCUGGACCUGAGCGAGAACAAGAUGGUGAUUUUAUUGGACUACACCUUCCAGGAUCUGAGGAGUCUGAAACAUUUGGAGGUGGGAGACAACGACCUGGUUUAUAUCUCCCACAAGGCAUUCUCAGGGCUGCUGGGGCUGGAGGAUCUCACAAUAGAGCGCUGCAACCUGACAUCCAUCUCUGGCCAGACGCUGUCCUACCUGCGCAGCCUGGUCACCCUUCGCCUCCGUCAUCUCAGCAUCAUUGCCCUGGAGGACCAGAACUUCCGAAAGCUCUCCAACCUGCGGGGUCUGGACAUUGAUCACUGGCCGUACCUGGAGUACAUCUCCCCUGUUAGUUUCCAGGGCCUGGACCUCCACUGGCUCUCCAUCACCAACACCAACAUCACCUCUGUCCCGUCCGCUUCCUUCAAGAACCUGGUGCACCUCACACACCUCAACUUGUCCUACAAUCCCAUCAGCACACUAGAGCCCUGGGCCUUCAAGGACCUGCUGAGGCUGAAGGAGCUCAUCAUGGUAAGCACAGGGUUGAUGACAGUGGAGCUCCAUGCCUUUGGAGGCCUUCGACAGAUCCGAGUUCUCAACUUCUCCUCCAACGACCUGCAAACUCUGGAAGAGGGCUCCUUCCACUCUGUCAACAGUCUGGAGACCCUCAGAGUGGAUGGGAACCCCCUGAUGUGUGACUGCCGUCUGUUGUGGAUCCUGCAAAGACGCAAGACCCUCAACUUUGACGGCAGAGUGCCGGUGUGUGCGGGGCCGGUGGAGGUGCAAGGGGUCAGCCUCAGCGCCUUCACCGAUUCUGCACUCUUCGACCACUUUACAUGCCAGAAACCUAAGAUACGCAACCGUAAGAUGCAGCAGGUGAUCGCUCGUGAGGGCCAACCCGUGAGUUUUCUGUGUCGAGCCGAAGGAGAACCUGCACCUGCUAUUGUCUGGAUUUCCCCGCAGCGCAGACGGAUCACAGCUAAGAGUUCAGGGCGCAUUACUGUUCUCCCUAGUGGCACCCUGGAGAUCCGCUACGCCCAGCUUACCGACAGCGGAACAUACAUCUGCAUCGCCAGUAACGCCGGAGGCAAUGACACCUACUUUGCCACACUCACAGUGCGUGGCCAGCCGCUGGAUGCUGCCUCAGCCUUCUUUCUCAACCGCUCGCUGUACAGCGGCGAGUUCUUCAACGACACAAAUCUGAACAGCACGCGCGUUUAUCUUAAGUUCACCUUGGACCUGACCACCAUCUUGGUCUCCACAGCAAUGGGUUGCAUCACGUUCCUGGGGGUGGUUCUCUUCUGUUUCCUGCUGUUGUUUGUGUGGAGCCGGGGACGCGGGCAACGCAAGAACAACUUCACAGUGGAGUACUCCUUCCGGAAAUCUGAACCCGUCACCGGCAGCUCCUCGGGAGGGACCAGGAAGUUCAACAUGAAAAUGAUAUGAAACAACGCAGCCAGGGGUCGCUCGGGGGAGGCAUGAGCACGUCCCAAAAACGUGUUUGACACACGCAAACACACACAGCCACUGACUCGCAAAGAAGUGUGAAAGCACAAUAUAAGAUCCUGUCUAUCAUGGCUCUAUUCAAAAAUUCAGCGUCCACAUCAAAAACAUGCCAUGACACGAUUUGGUUUAAUUUGUGAAUGAAAACAAAAUAACACUGAUCUCUCGGCCUCUCAGGGGUUUUAUUUUCAGCUUGCGUUGAAAGAGAUGUUUGAAUGAUCCUGUAAAGAACUAAAGUAUUGACAGACUUUUAAAGAGCUACUUGCCAUCCAUGCUUGAUAAGAAUAAUAGAGGAGAUACGUUUUGGAAAUUGGCAUGAAUACUGAGCUGUGGGAUACCGGUUAGCCCUGUCUCUUUGUUACAGUAAUGAGAUAAUAAAAUAGAUUUCCUCUUUCAUUUGAAAUUUCCCUUUACUGUAUUAUGUGCAGUCUGGGAUUUUAAAAGAUAUGUGAUGCAGGGAGACCUGGCUACCAUCCAUUAAUAUAAUUUGUAGCUAUGCUCUUCUAAAGUCUGCCUUGUUAAGACUCAUGCAUGUAGAAAUUUAAGGAAAAAUAAAUAAAUUAAGAGUUAAGUUGUAAGUUCAUACCACUGAAUAAAACAAAUUGUUUUGAAAGACUUUGUUUUUCUAUAGAACAUAUAACAGCCUCCUUUAUCUAUUCUGACCACGGCUAAACAGUGAGGCUUCUCCAUUAACAUUAUCAUAAUGUCAAGCUCAAUGGAUGUCAAAUAUGAACUGAUAGUAUCGGAUAAGAAGCACUCGAUUUGGACCAUUCACAUAAAUGACAAACAGACAAAAGAUUUGGCCUUUUCCUCUUCGUGAGAUUUUGCGACAAUGUUAGCUGUGUGAGUUUGGGACGAGCGCACUGGCCGAGAGCUGCCCGUGGCCCGGAGGGUUUGGUUAGGAAGUCAAGCCCACCGGACACGGGCAGCCACAGUAACCACAGCAACCAACACAACAGAGAGCAAUUGGGACUGGGCUCGUGGCCACAGGAGGGUCGCUGGGUGGAAGGAGAGGGAGAUAAAGAGGCCCUCUACAUCACAAGCCCCGUUCAUGGGUCAACCUGGCAGCCUCCGCCCCCCUGCCCUCUGCUGUGUUGGUGGACGCUUGACCUUCCCAGCGCUGCCAGGGGGGAGCAGCCCGGUGAGUUGGGUCAUACUCAGAGGCAGACAGAGGACACACAGUCACACUGUCGGGGUCUUCAAACAAACACAUACACCCAUUCCAGUAGGGGAAAACACACAUAGAAACAUAUGAAUAGCACCUUUUCUCAGGAAAAGUGAGCCUACGUAACCACACAUACAUGCUCUGUUCAAAUAUAACAUUCCAGCAAUACUGUAUGUAUGUAGAGCCAUAAAGCCAAAAAUGAAUUCUCUAAGAGAGAAAUUAUGUAAAUGUUUGAGUGACGAAACAAAGCCAUAGUAUGUGUAGGUUGUUUUUUAUAUAGUAGCGUGUGCAUGAUUCAGUUAUAUAAUGAUAAUUAUUGCUACUGACAUCUUUGGUGUGAUGAUCACAGGACCAUCUGCUGUCGCUGGGCUUGCAUAAAAUUGCACUUCAUAACACACACAUAAACACACACAUAGAAGUGAAGGUUAUUUAGAUUGAUAGGAACAAGAAUCACAGUUACACAUGAAUAAGCGAUCACAAAGUGUGACACUGACUGCUCUCUCUCUGCCUCUGAGACGGUCGGUGUGCGAAUGUCUCUGCCCCCCUAGCCCAGUGCAUCCCCCCUACUCACCCCCACUCCCUCACCCCCACCCCCACUGGGUCCUCCUUUGGGAGGGGUCCCUGGCUGGAGACCAAGGAUUCAAAAUGUAAAUGAAGUCGUGUUAACCCUACCCACGCCAUGUGCAUCGUAUAGUGGAGAGUAGUACUGUGGUUUAAAAAAAAAAAAAAUUUAACUAAAACUUUAUUUGAAGUGUUCUGUUACUUGUUUUCAUUUCCUCAGUUGUUGUUCUCCGUGACCUUUUGGCUGUUUACCGUGUUAAAAGUUCCCCGUCCUCCGUGUGGGACUGUUCUGUUCUCAACACCUAAUAAAGUUCCCACACACUAGACAGUGCUUGUGCCUGUUUGCAUCUCAGUGUGCAUAUCAAAUGGAACCAGGCAUCAAGAAAUGAGAUAUAAUCUAAAGCAGUGGUUCCUAACUUAGUUUACCUCUUUCUCGAGUUGAUGCGCCAGCUUUUCCUAAGUUCAAACGUAGCCUAUAGUUUAAAGUAUUUAUUAACUUCUGCACCAAGCAAACUAGCUCUUACAUUGAGAUUAGUUGUUUACACACAGUAACAGUCGGCUUUAACUGUUGCACAGCUGACCGACUAAACUAAUGCUAGCUUGUUCAUAUAUGACCCGUUCACAGUGAAGAGUAAAUGGAAUAUGAUCGACAUAUCUGACCUGACACUUGAUCAAAUUGCUGUUUACUUGAAAUGUAAAUUGGGAAUAUUUUAGCAAAUAUCCCUCAAGUUACUAAACAUUAUGCCAAUAAUGUAACGUUAGUUUGAUCAAAUAUUUCGGAAUCAUUUGAAACUGCAUGAAUACUAAUUAACUCUGAAACACAUUUCUAGGUAUGCAGAAAAAAAACAAAAUCAUACCUACACUUACAAAGGACCGGCAGUUAAGUUUAAUAUUUGUUGUUUGGCAUUUUGAAACUGUUGUAGCCCCAAAAGACUCAAAAAGAGGUUUGCAGAUUUGUGGUUUAUUUUAUUGAGAAGAAGCGCAGGUUAACAUUUGAACUGUGUCCAACAAACAAUCUACACAAAGGCAUUACGUCACGUUUUUCGUCUCAAGAAAGCCUUGCAUGCACACAUUGUAGACAGCUACUAGUUGUCCAAAACAAAGACCUGACCUGGCUCUUGCUUAAUGUUAUUUAAAGAGCCUUUCUUAAUGUCCUCAGAUUCUUUGGCCUGAUAUUCUUUGAUUCUUUGGCCUGAUAUUCUAUCUCCAGUAUGUUAUUUACAGUAUGUUAUUUAUGUUCAAAGUUCCCUGGAGAUGUCUAUUGUUUGGCAGAGGACAUUUUAGACUAGCAUAAUGACUUUUAGUUUCGUACACCACACAGUCAAUCUGAGAGUGUUUGUGAACUAUUAAAACACACUAUAAAACCAGCUAGAAGUUAAUAAGAACUUAUAAAGGACACACAAACUUUAUGAUGGAUUUACUAAUAGCUGACGUGUGCAGUGUUCAUGAGGAGUACACAUUGCUUCAUUUUUAGGGUCAUACUGUAAAAAGUUAGGAACCACUGAUCUAAAGCGCACCUACAACACUGUAUAAAGACAGUUUUAAAGUUUACAGUUCGGAAAAUAGGUUAGAGAGAACCUCAAACUCAAGAAACUUUUGCAAAAAAAAAUACUGCGAACUCCAUUUUUGUCCCUUGUGAGGGAUGAUCAAACCAUGGCUUUAGUGUCAGGAUGAAUACCUCAACAGCUGUUAAAGAUUCAUGAGGCCGAAUUCUUUUUCUUUUUUUACAGCGCCUUUAAACGGUGUCAGCGGCCAUUUUUGUGUUGAGAACAGGACAUCGCCUUUAUGGACGUCUCCUAUCCCUGAGCUGACCCUUUUGUGUUUCCAUUCCCCGGUAUUUCUCAGUGAAAACUAGGCUUAGAAGACAGUGAGAAUGUCUGUAGUGAUUGUCGAUGGUGUUAUUGUGCAAACAUCGAUCACAAAUGUAAGCGUAGAUGAGGGUGUUUUUCGGUUUUAUUAUCUUCUUCUCCUCCCCUCUGUACCCUCCUCCUCUUCCUGUUCCCUGUCUUCUUAACAUUUCCAACCCUCGCUGUCCCUGUUCACAGUAUUAGGCUGGAUUAUGGUUGUGUGGUAGUAGACACGUGUUCUCUGUGGUUGGUGAGUCAGUGUUGUCGUGUUAUGAUUUGUUGCUCCUCGUGAUGCCAUCGAACACGGAGCAGUGAUAGGAUCAGUGGAGACAAAAGAUGAAAGGGGUGACCCAGGUUCCCUAAAAAAGAAAAAAAAAAAAAAAAAACAUUGGUUCCCAUUUCACGCCCUAUACUCAUUCCUGAAAAAGCACUUCUGGAACUUUCCCAGUUCUGCUCAGUGCCGCUCUGGGAUCUUUCCCUGGAUAUGACAACCCACGGACUGUACUGUAUGUAUUUUCUCUGUCACACUUUAACUUGCAAAUGUAGAAAGGGGGGUUGGGUUGUUUUAUUAACACCGUGACUAUGAGCCUACACUCACUUUCUGCCUACUGUGGUUCACUGAGUCAUUUUGUGAAAGAAGCAGCCCAUUUAUUGAAAACAGACAUUUUCAUGUUGGUCAGGGUUGUAUCUACUCCCCCCCCCCCACGAGUCCUUGAAAGCUAGAAGAGGCUUUUUGUUUUGUUUUUCAUCUUUCCUGUCCCCUCCAGCUUCAAUUUUCUACCAGACAACCAUUAUCUAAGGCUUUACGAAACAAAGAAAUACGUUAAACAUUUUAAUUGAAAGACACUGCCAAACAAUUGUUCAAGGUGCCUGUACACACAGCUUUGCAGCCAAGCCAUUGCCUCAGUUUGGCUGACAGACUCUGUGUUUGUAGAUACCAGUGGAGCUUAAACUUAAUUCAUCUCCUCUGCCGUGAUACUUGAGAAAGUAGGCUGAGCCAUCCCCCGCUCCCUCCUCCGGUUCGCCCUUGCCUGGGGUUGGUGUACUGUAGUCUAGACGCCCCAUUUACAGCAGCAGCAACCUCACUACCUUCCACUGGGGAACUCUUCAAAGACGCAGACCAAAAUUAGACCGAGACACCAAUAAUCAUGGCCUGAAUUAUUCAGUUUUUUUUUUAUUUUGUAACAUUGUUUUCAUUCUAUUUCUCAAAUAAAGCUGGGGUAGGCAGUUUUCUGGAAAAGGCACCAAAAAAAAGCAGCUUUCCCCUCUCUGCCCCUCCCAUCAGACGGGCACUGGCAUAUGCACACGCUUCAUACAGUAACCUGUACGAGUAUUAGUCAUACAGUCGUCAUCCCGUUCAUGGUUGGGAUCCAGAUGCCGUUAUAUAGCGGCAAUUCUAUGAGAAUUACCGUCCUGUUUUCUUUGCAAACUUGGCCCACAAGUUUAUGAUGACAUACUGAGAUUCAAGGCUCUACUGUAGCUAGCUGCAUGAACAUUAUUUUGAGUUAGCCGCACCCUUGAGCCUUUGGCUAAGGUUAGAAAUAGGAUCAACUAUUAGCAACCGUUUCUCUCCAUCUCUGAAAAGCUUCGCUUUGUCUGUCUGACUGUAUUGGCUUGCUUUGCAGUGUAGGCCGUUGUUGCCAGGGCUGGAACAGCAACGUUUUCUGCAGGAUUUUCUACCGUUGAAUCAGCCUUUCACCAUCUGAAGGGGAUGUGCAUGCGCAUCUGCAUGUGUAGAACAGCCAAUAGGAACGCUCUCUCUAUGAAAUGACCUGUGAUUGGUCAAAGUGUCCGGUCACGGACUAGAUUUUCUAAAGCCUUAAAAACAGAGCCAGGACGAGGUGCUGAAGUCUAGUGUUCUGUCAGACCACUUGAAUUGCAAUAUGCUAAAGGUUCUUGUGGAUUUCCCCCCCCCCAACGACACCAAAGAGUGCCUACCCCAGCUUUAAAGGGCCAGUCCUCUCGGCUGUCCUCUCAUUAUUUGGCCAAGAAGAAUGGAUUUUUACAUGCAUUACCUUGCUUUCCCAUCAUGUCUUACUCUAUAUUCUCUGCUCUAAAUGAAUCCAGCUCCUAUUCCAGAUCCUACAGCUUGGAUUGGACCCAAGUUGAAUUAUGAGAGCUGAGAGGAGCAGUAAUGGGAUGACGGAGAAGUGAGCCCGGCUGAUUGGGUGAAUACUUGGCUUAUUAGUUCCAUUUCCAUAACCGACCUCUCUGAACAGUGUACCAUACAAAUACUGGAGGCUAAAUUCAUGGUGUUAUUUUAAUUGGACAUGUUUCAGAGCAUUGCUCAAGGAUUGUUUAAAGCACCUUGAACAGCACAACUGCUUCAUCUUAACCUUGACCAGACAAUUGCAACUGCCUCCCUUUCUAUGUGGCAAUUCUGACCCCAAGUGGUCAAUGUGAGUAAAAGCCUCAAAUGGGACCAUACUGCUGAUGCUGAUGUACCAUUAUUAUUGUACGUGGUGGGAAAAUAAAAGCUCUGGGUCUCAUACAGUGAAAAAACUAAAGGGAGAAGGGGAAAUUGACUGUUAGAUUCAUAAGUCAGUAGUUCACUGAUUUUUCCUAUAGCCAUAGCGUGACCUCCUCUCCGCCGUGGGUGUCUGCCCUCAGCCACCUGUAAAGAGAGUUCCGAGGAGAGGCCUCCAUCCGACCAAAAGCAACCGUUCUGACCUGGUUUGCUGGGACUCAGUUUGUAGAUUAGACAAAUACUCUCUGACGCCCCCCCGCCAGUCUCACUGCCAUCACAACAAACAGUAACAAACCAUGAUAAAAAUGUCACAGCGUUAUUCAUUCUCUGCAUACGACUGAGAGCUGAUCGGCAAACGGUCAGUUCCUCUCUAGAGAAACAAAACUUUCUUUCUUGUGGUCUUAGCAGGUUUAAUCUAUGCAUGCCUUUUGUAUACAGUGAUUGGUCUUGCCAAACUCUCAUCUACACUUGUAUGGAGAGCUAUGGGUGCCAUUGUUGCUGGCCAUGGGACUGGUUGAAACAGACUUACUGUAAGAGCAGGUGGGACCAUUAAAGUGUUUUUAAUCUGGUACAGUUCAAAGCGAGGGGCAUGUAAUCUGCUGAAGCUGCAUUCACGGAUAUUUAAAGACGUGCGCGUCUUACAAAAGAAGCAUUUGUUUACUUGGGAUGAUUGUACUUUUACACAUAUCUAUCCACACACAGAGGAUGUGUAAGCUGUAGAUAAAACGAUUGAUAUUCUAAGCAGGAUGGUGGGACUGAUCAAUGCUGUAUGGGGAUAGGAUUAUUAAUGGCAUCCUUUCAUUGAUCUAGCUUGAACCUUGCCACUCUCCCAGAAUCCCUCUGGAGUAGGAGGAGGCGUACAGAGCUCUUACAGACCUGGUUGGCACUCAUUCCUAGGUUUCCACAUCACCUUUUAAGAUGUUUUUUCUCUUUUAAGAACGAGAUGGUGCCACAUUUCCGACUCUUUUUUUUCCCCCAGGUCUGAGCCGAUGUAACGCUUCUCUUACCUCUCCCACUCUUCAGAGGAAGCUGUCACUGUGGUAUAGCUCUGUAUUUGUUGGAGCCCUCUAAUGGAAAAUAUAGUUUAUUUCCCUAAAUUUGGCUGGGGUAAACGUAUUCUCUCUCCUCUUUCUCUCUUUUCUCUCUCUGUCUUUUCUCUCUGUCUCUCUAUCAACUUGGCACCGACCUCGUUAAACUUUUCCGAACGUUUUUUAUCGACCACUUUUAGUUUUUGCACUAAUGCAUAAUUGUUCCCUGUUGACACGGUCGUUGCCGACUCCUGAAACCUAGGAAUGGGUGCUGAGCGCUCCAUAUAAAUGCAGAGCUAACACAAAGACAAGCUGUUCAGCUUGUCGGAUUGAAUGGUGUCAACUGAUCCAUCGUUAAAGCAUAUGACAUAUGGCUCAUAAUAGAGACUGUAAGUACCAAAUUUGGACUCUCAUCCUCCCUGGCCGUAAGAACAUCUGACUGUACCUGAAUUAUAACAUUUAAAUUUUGAAUCGCGAUGUGUGAAUCCUUGGAUGUGAAGAACAGAAACUGUACAUACUGUAUUAGAUCUAUUAGCCAUAUCAUGUCAUCAAAUCUGUAGACCUCCUUGCCAUGUCUGACAGAGGAAAAUGACUGUUGAACUGUAAAUAGUGUAGGUAUAGUAAUAUAGGAUUUAACUGCUGCUUCUUUUCUCCAGGGGGCACCCAUGUUUUGCUCAGUCCCAUGGCUGCCUGGUCUCAAAGAGAAGGGUGAGACAAUAAUGUACUUGUCUAUAGAACACAUAUGGUUUCUUUUUUUAUUUCAAUGUAUGUUUUAUAUACUGUCUGUCUUGUAAAUGAACUCCUUUUCGUCAUAAAAGCAUGAUGUGACUCUGUCAAAA
Molecule: messenger RNA, 10443 nt
Organism: Perca fluviatilis (European perch)
Lineage: Eukaryota; Metazoa; Chordata; Actinopteri; Perciformes; Percidae
Product: leucine-rich repeat and immunoglobulin-like domain-containing nogo receptor-interacting protein 3
Exons: 4
Coding region: 611-2479 (622 amino acids)
Molecular function (GO): protein binding
Source: RefSeq, a predicted model, not a curated record